AUGGCUCCACCAACAUCAAUCAAGAAAGUCCAACAGCUUAACGGCUGCUUGGCGUCUUUGAACAGAUUCAUUUCAAGAUUGGCAGACAGGGCUCUCCCCUUCUUCAGGAAUUUAAGGGGAGGAAAAAAGUUUGAAUGGGAUGAAGCUUGUCAAAAAGCUUUCGUCGAGCUGAAGUCAUAUAUUGCGUCUCCACCAUUGCUUACGAAACCUCAGCCCGGAGACACCCUCCUCCUAUACUUAGCGACUUCAGCUGAUGCCAUCAACGCAGUCUUCAUUCGAAAUGGAGAAAAAGGCCACCAGCCUAUAUACUACAUAAGUCGCGCCCUCCAUGGAGCCGAACAAUGCUAUACCAACAUGGAGAAACUCGCCCUCACCCUCAUCAACGCGGCUCGGAAACUCCGACCCUACUUCCAAUCACAUCAAGUGGUGGUUCUCACCAAUUACCCCCUAAAGCAGAUAUUAAGGAGUCCCGAGACAUCCGGGCAGUUAGCCAAAUGGGCAAUAGAGCUGAGUGAAUACGGGGUAGAAUUCAAGCACCGCCCCGCCAUCAAGGCGCAAGUAUUGGCCGACUUUUUAGUAGAAAUGAACUUAGUAGAAGAGAGAAACUCCCUCCCCGCUUGGUCCAUCAACGUUGAUGGAUCUUCCACAGCCACAGGAGGUGGCACGGGUAUCGUAUUAACGAACCCCAACGGAGAUGAAUUCGAAUAUGCUCAACGAUUCGAAUUCACAGCCUCAAACAAUGUGGCUGAAUAUGAAGCCUUGAUUGCUGGAAUUCUCCUCGCCCUAGCAGCUGGAGCGCGUAAGCUCCUAAUACAAAGCGACUCUCACCUCGUCGUUAACCAAUUACUCGAAACCUACGAGGCCAAAGAUUACUCCAUGGCCAAAUACUUAGCUCUGACGCACACUCUAUUAUCUAAGUUCGAGAGCUACGGAAUAAGACAAGUGCCUCGCUCCAGUAACAUCCAUGGGGACAAAUUAGCUAGGCUUGGAAGCUCCAUGGCAAGCAUUGGGAGUCGGAAAGUUACUCUCAUCACCUCGCCUCAACUGGAGAUAACUUCAACCGAUGAAGUGCAUUACAAUGAGGAGGACGAACCGUGUUGGUUCACUCCAAUCAUAAAGUAUCUCAAGGAGGGAGAACUUUCAACUGACAUCACCGAAGCACGGAAGUUAAAUACAAGAGCCGCUCGCUUCGUAAUAGUGGGAGAAUAA
Molecule: messenger RNA, 1209 nt
Organism: Erythranthe guttata (spotted monkey flower)
Lineage: Eukaryota; Viridiplantae; Streptophyta; Magnoliopsida; Lamiales; Phrymaceae
Source: RefSeq, a predicted model, not a curated record